UCAAGCUCAUUGACUCUAUUAUUGGUCUUUUUUGUUGCUUCCUCUAUAUAAAAGACUCCAUUGGUCAUAUGAUUCUGUGGCGGAAAUGGCUCUGGCAGUUAGAUAUUUUGAGCUCAACACAGGGGCUAAGAUGCCCUCGGUAGGGCUAGGAACUUGGCAGGCUGCUCCUGGAGUUGUCGGCAAUGCCGUUGCUAUUGCUAUUAAGCAUGGAUACCGGCAUAUCGAUUGUGCUCAACUCUAUGGGAACGAGAAAGAGAUUGGUUUUGUUCUAAAGAAGCUUUUUGAAGAUGGUGUGGUGAAGCGUGAAGAUCUUUGGAUUACCUCCAAGCUCUGGAACACUAAUCAUGCACCAGAAGAUGUACUAGAGGGAUUGAAUGGUACCUUGCAAGACUUGCAGCUGGACUAUCUAGAUCUCUAUCUUAUUCAUUGGCCCGUCAGUAUGAAAAAGGGAGCAGUUGGCUUUAAACUCGAGGACCUAACGCAACCUGACAUACCCAGUACAUGGAGAGCAAUGGAGGCACUCUAUGACUCUGGGAAGGCUCGAGCUAUUGGAGUAUGCAAUUUCUCUUCGAAGAAGCUUGGAGAUCUGUUGGAGGUGGCUCGCAUUCCUCCCGCUGUAGUCCAAGUGGAAUGCCAUCCCGUAUGGCAGCAGCCUAAGCUACAUGCAUUAUGUAAAUCUAAGGGAAUUCAUUUAACUGGGUUUUCACCAUUGGGUUCCCCAGGCACAGGAACUGUUAAGAUCGAAGUUCUCAAGAAUCCAGUGCUGAUUAUGGUUGCAGAGAAAUUGGGCAAGUCCCCUGCUCAGGUUGCUCUCCGCUGGGGGCUGCAAAUGGGUCACAGUGUUUUGCCUAAGAGUACAAAUGAAGUGAGGAUCAAAGAAAACUUCGAUGUUUUUGAUUGGUCUAUACCCGAAGACUUGUUUGUCAAGUUUUCUGAAAUUGAGCAGGAGAGGCUGAUCAAAGGCGUUUUCUUCGUCCACCAAACAUAUGGUGCAUACAGGAGCGUUGAAGAACUAUGGGAUGGUGAGAUAUGAAAAUACAUGGGAGUUUGGUAGCCUAGCCUAAUGAUCAAGCAAAGUUACCACUAGUUGUACUAAAAUAAGAAAAAUGCUGUAGCAGAUUUCAUUGUUGGUAUGCUGAUACUUGAUUAAGUACUAGUACUAAAAUAAGUGAAGCAGCAGUAUACCAUGUGGGUGUAACUUCUAUUGCCUCGAGUCAACAGCUUGAUAAUAUAACUUCCAAUGUUAUUUGGAUGAA
Messenger RNA from Durio zibethinus, 1256 nucleotides. Its product is annotated as NADPH-dependent aldo-keto reductase, chloroplastic-like. The record is from RefSeq and is a predicted model, not a curated record. NCBI's taxonomy places the organism in Eukaryota, Viridiplantae, Streptophyta, Magnoliopsida, Malvales, Malvaceae. Gene Ontology annotation, molecular function: oxidoreductase activity.